Messenger RNA from Chiroxiphia lanceolata (lance-tailed manakin), 1682 nucleotides. RefSeq names its product stabilizer of axonemal microtubules 2 (gene SAXO2). The coding region runs from base 87 to 1484 and encodes 465 amino acids. Lineage: Eukaryota; Metazoa; Chordata; Aves; Passeriformes; Pipridae. The record is from RefSeq and is a predicted model, not a curated record. Gene Ontology annotation, molecular function: microtubule binding. The transcript is spliced from 4 exons. Gene Ontology annotation, cellular component: sperm flagellum; ciliary basal body; axonemal microtubule. Gene Ontology annotation, biological process: microtubule anchoring.
AAGCCGGGCCGGGGCCGCUCCCGCGGUGCCGCCGUUGCCACGGGACGCGGCGUCCUUGGUUACCGGCCGGGGCGGCCGCAGCGGGGAUGGGGCCGCCGCGCUGCCUGUGUGAGAUCUGCUCCUGCGGGCGCCAUCGCUGCUGCCAUAAACGCACGAAGAUUUACGACGAUGGGCUGCCACCGAGCCACAGAACCGAGUAUGUGGACAACUACCCCGGCUAUGGCAACAUCUGCCCGCCCAGCAGCUGUAAGCCGAAACCUGAGUUCCAACAGCACCGCGGCAAAAUGGAUGGAAUCUCCAUAUUUAAAACUGAUUAUUUACCAUAUGAUGUUGUGAAGAGACCUUUUCGGGCACCAGCAGAGUACAGACCAAAGUCGGGAAAGAUUGACCUGGGGACCAUAUACCAGAGAGAUUAUAAUCCUCAUAAAGUAGGACCAGUGACAUUAGCAAGACCUCGAGAGAGAAAACACACUACAGAUGCAAAAUUGGACACCAUACCAACCUAUCGAGAUGACUAUAGGUUAUGGGAAGCUCAAAGAACGGAAUCUUGUAAGGUGGAGCGGACGUACCAGCCACCUACAGAGAGGUUUGGAAAUCCUUCCACGUUUCAAGAUGACUACAUUCCUAGGGAACCGAAUCCCCCUGAAAGUUUUAAACCUUCUGCAGCCAAGCUGCCAGAUGGGCCUUUCGACGGGAACACCAUCCAUCGCACUGCUUAUGUUGUUCAUGAGAUGGAACCACGAUUCGUAAGACCAAAGGAAGAGUACAAGCCAUGCGACCAACCCUUUGAAGAUCUCACAACCCACCAGAGAGAUUUCAAAGGGAUACCUGGGCAACAGGCAAAAAGCUGCAAGCCCGAACACAGAAAAGUUGGAUCUGAUGCUCCUUUUAAUGGAACCACCGAAUUCCAGGAUCGUUAUCAGCCAGUGCUGGUUUCCUUGCCUGAGUUCCGCAAACCCAGAGAGUACGUUCCACCCACAGACAAGAUGGAUCUUAACUCCACGAACCGUCUUGACUACAUUUCACAUAAGAUUUCUCCUGCUGCCCCCAUAAGACCACCUCAUGGAAGAAGAAUCAGCGCCCCUUUUCAAGGGAACACUACUACAAGAGAAGACUUUAAACCUUGGAGUAUCUCCCCGCGAGGGCUUAUUAAGAAAGAACAAGAAAUUCAAAGACCCACGGGAAAAUUUGCCGAUUUAACAACAUUCAGAUCUCACUACAUACCACAUCAGGGCACUCCAGCUCAAAGUUGCAAACCUGUACAUGCUGUAGGUCUUAAUGCAGUUCCUUUUCAAGAUGAAACUAUGUAUCGCAUAGAUUAUACUCCAAAGAAAACAGAGAUCUGCCCCGCACAUCAUCCCUCGAACCUGGGUUAUGUCUAUGUGAACACAGAUUCUCAGGGUCACCAAUUCUUCCGCCGGUUGAGUCCAGAACCCUCCGAGCCAAAUUGUAAUCCUAUUCCAAAUGAAGUAGCUGUGACAUAAUACUGAAGUGCAAUAUUUCAAGCACCCUGGUGAAAAAAUCGGAAUCCAACUUGUUCAUUUUUUCUUUAAAUAACACUGAAAGCAAAUUAAAUAACGCAAAUUUUGCUUUUAGAAGUUUGAAGAAAAUCAAAGCAAAACCAGAAGUUUAUUACAAGACCAAUAAAGGUUUGCCAAAUGCUCCAGGAAUACUACAUCUUA